Messenger RNA from Cygnus olor (mute swan), 1458 nucleotides. Its product is annotated as olfactory receptor 51E2-like. Gene Ontology annotation, biological process: G protein-coupled receptor signaling pathway. Bases 211 to 1164 code for a protein of 317 amino acids. The transcript is spliced from 2 exons. Lineage: Eukaryota; Metazoa; Chordata; Aves; Anseriformes; Anatidae. Gene Ontology annotation, molecular function: G protein-coupled receptor activity; olfactory receptor activity. The record is from RefSeq and is a predicted model, not a curated record. Gene Ontology annotation, cellular component: membrane.
GGGAGCUUGGGCUCCGGCGGCUCCCGAUUGAUUGGCUGCGAGGCCAGGACGGGCCAGUCCUCGGGCGCCUUAUAAACGCUGCCCUCCCCAUGCUGCAUGUGGACACGGGCUCUUCCUCUGCAUCGCAGGUCGUAAGGCACACGGGCCCCGCUGCUGCGCCUGUGGAGGACGUGCCAUGGCAUAGCAUGACUGCACUUCACACUGUGUGCCAUGCCCUUCCCCAACAGCUCUGACCUCAGCCCAUCCUCCUUCAUCUUGGCCAGCAUCCCAGGGCUGGAGGCUGCCCAUUUCUGGGUGGCGAUCCCUCUGUGCUCCGUGUACAUCAUGGCUGUAGCAGGCAACUGUGCAGUGCUGUUCAUCGUGAAGAUGGAGCCCAGCCUGCAUGUUCCCAUGUAUUUCUUCCUCUGCAUGCUGGCUGCCAUCGACCUGGCCUUGUCCACAUCCACAGUGCCACGUGUCCUUGCCUUCUACUGGUUCAACACCAGGGAGAUCAGCUUCAGUGCCUGCCUCAUCCAGAUGUUCUUCAUACACACCCUCUCGGCCAUUGAGUCCACCAUCCUCCUGGCCAUGGCUGUGGACCGGUAUGUGGCAAUCUGCCACCCACUGAGACAUGCUGCCAUCCUCACCAAUGCCACAACAGUGAAAAUAGGGCUGGCAGCCAUGGCCAGAGGAGUCCUCUUCUUCUUGCCCUUGCCUUUGCUCCUCCUGCCCCUUCCCUUCUGCAGCUCGCGGGUGCUGUCACACUCCUUCUGCCUGCACCAGGAUGUGAUGAACCUGGCCUGCGCCAACACUACCCCCAAUGUGGUGUAUGGCCUCACCGCCAUCCUGCUGGUUAUGGGAUUGGAUGCCCUCCUCAUCUGCCUCUCCUACCUCCUGAUCCUCAAGUCUGUCUUGCGGUUGGCUUCAUGGAGGGAGAGGCUCAAGGUAUUCAGCACCUGCAUUGCCCAUAUCUGUGUGGUCCUGGCCUUCUACGUGCCACUGAUCGGGCUGUCCGUGGUGCACAGGUUUGGGAAGGACCUGGCUCCACUUGUCCAUAUCAUCAUGGGGAACAUGUACAUCCUGGUGCCUGCCAUGCUCAACCCCAUCAUCUAUGGGGUGAGGACCAAACAGAUACAAAAGAGGAUCCUGAAUUUAAUUCACAUCUACAACAAUAGAACUGCCUAGUGUCUUCUGCUCAGCUGUCAUCUCCUGUUUCCUCACAAAGCUUCAAGUUGUUUUACAUUCAGGGUCUUUGGAGCGGGCGCUAUCCUCUGUGCAGCACCCAGCACAUGGUAGGAGACUCAAAGGUGCUACCACAAGGUAAAAGGUAAAUAGCAAUUGUAAACUCCUUUCAAGAGUGCUUACCCCACCAAACCUAGAGUGAAUCUACUACAAUGAUCUGAAUCCAACCCUGAUCCAGGAGGUAAUGUAAUGGGAAGGAAAAAUGGAUCAGCAAACUAAUAAAAAGUCUUGACGUUG